Messenger RNA from Guillardia theta CCMP2712, 546 nucleotides. RefSeq lists its product as hypothetical. The coding region runs from base 1 to 546 and encodes 181 amino acids. Lineage: Eukaryota; Cryptophyceae; Pyrenomonadales; Geminigeraceae. The transcript has 6 exons. The record is from RefSeq and is a predicted model, not a curated record.
AUGAACAAGUCAAGGCUGUCGAUGGAGGACCUCUUCCGAGAAGCGACUGGGGAGAGAUACGAUAUCUUCCUCCGUCAUGGCAAGUCGUCGGACCCAGCGGCUGAGAGCUACGUCAAGUCGUGGCUGCCGAUGGUGGUCGAGGAGUUCAGGUCCGAAGUGAAAGAAGAGAUUGCGAGCAUGUUGGCGAGUAAUGGGAGCAUUACGGCGGACAACUAUGAUGUAGAGGUCGUGCAGAAGAGUUACGGGCAGGGACACGAGACCAUGUGUAGAAUACAUAGAGAGAAGAAGAGCCCAACCGAGCGAUCAGCUGAUGUCGACGAUCCCAUAGUUUACAACAUCUUGUACUGUUCAGAGCUCAAUCACACCCUCUUCGUCAGUUUUCCAGCCGCGUCCUCCCACAACGUGUUCCGGACUUUCGACUUGGAGGAUGAGAAGCUCUGUCCAAGAAGAUGGGCAGCAGGGGACAAGAUGAAGUGCAAGCGAGUGACUACUGCCCUGCCGUUCCUGUACCGACUCCAUUCCCUUCAUUCAAGUAAUCCCGCAUAG